AUGAAUGAAAGUUAUCAUGAAAGUAUGAGUGAAUCAUCAACAGACGAAAAUUCAAUUAUUGCUGAUAAAAAACGAGAUUGGAAAAAACGUGUUAGAGUUAUGAAAGAACGUUUAAAAAUUCAAACUGGUACUGAAAUUUAUGACAAAGGAAUUCAUGAAUUAAUUUUAUAUCAUGGAUUAAAAGAAAUAUUUUCAACUUCUGUUAAUGGCGAUUAUUUAGAUAUUUGUUUUUCAAAAAUUUCACAAGAGUAUUUACUUUUGACAAAUAAUUUAACUAUCAAAAGAUAUACAAUACAAGGAAAAAAAAUUCAACCAUCAAUAAAUUUAUCAACAAGUAUGUCAUUUAAUAAAAUAAUAAUAUCAAAUGAUUUAUCAAUUUACAUAUGUUAUUUACAACAUGAUGAUUUAAUAUGGCUCUUGACAUUUGAUUGGAAAUUAAUACAAAUUAUUAGAAAUGAAUUUAGAGUUGAAAAUGUUUAUUAUUUAAACAAUGAAAUUAUAGUCAUUGGACCAACAAAAUCAACUAGAUAUCCAAUUGAUGAGAAUGAAAGAAAAACUUUGAGAUCAAAAAGUACAAUAAUAAUGCUGGAUAUAUCAGCUGGACCAACAUGGAAAAUUGAUUAUUCAUCACUUAUUGAUGACGAACCUCAAUAUUUAAAACUUGCUGGAUCAUAUUUAUCAUCAAUAUAUAUAGUACCACUUUAUUCAGAUAAAAAUGAAGACACAAAUGUACCAGUUGAAUUUUUAGCUAAAAAAUUGAAUGCAUCAUCAGAUAUUAUUAGUGCAAUUUAUUAUCAUCCAACAAGUCAAUGGAUUAUAACUGGUGAUCAAAAAGGAAAUGUUAUAGGAUGGAAUAUUAAGCUGGAAAUUAUGAUGAAUUGUUUUGAUGAUCAAAAAGGUACUGUUAAAUUAAUUUUAACACAUCCAUCUAUAUGUGGAUUUAUCACAUCAUCAUCAAAUAAUCGUGUUCAAGUUUGGAGCUGUAAUCUUAGAGAUAAAAUUGAGUCGUUUGAUGGUCUUGGUGAAGUUGUUAGUAUGACAUUGAAUGAAUCAUCAUCUUCACUUGCAAUACUUGGUGGAAAAUUUAAUUGCUAUCAUAUGCAUCAGCUAUAUAAUUUUUUUUCACCUCUUACAGCUGAAGUUAAACAAUUAUUUUCUACAACAAAUAUACUUUAUCCAACAAAAAUUAUUGCAUGUUGUUGUGACAAUACACAGAGUAUAUUAUCAUCUGCUAAUGGAAAACAAUUGAAUGUAAAUUUAAUUGAUAAAAAUAUUCAAAUUAUUACUCUAGCAUCUAGUGAAAUAACAGGUUGCAUAUAUAUGUUGACUAAUAAUGGAAUAUUUAUAAUAAAUUAUUUGCAAGACUAUCCCAUGAAAAUUAGAGACGUUUGGAAUGAUGAAAAAAUACAAAAUAUAACUUAUUUAGUAACAUUUGAUUAUCUCGACGAAAUUCUUGAUAAAAAUAAUAGAAAACCACUCAAUCCUAGAAUUGUUUAUCCAAUUUGUACGAGAAUUAUUGUUGGAACAAAUGAUGGAUAUUUGAUGACAAUUGAUGAAGCAAGUGGACAACUGCAACAUACUUAUAAGGCUCAUGAUGGAUCUAUUUCAAAGCUUCAUAUUUCAAUAACAACAAAAACAGUCGUAUCAAUUGGCCAAGAUAAUUAUGUUAAAAUAUGGAAAAUAUUUCCAGCGAUUGAAAAAUGUCUAGCAAUAUUAAAUUAUAUUUAUUAUACUGUUCCAAUAAAUCUUGUAUCAACAAUGGGAUCAACAGUUUGUAUCGUCAGCAACACAAAAUUAUUCAUGUAUGAUAACUAUGAAAAAAUACAAAUCCAGCAUCAUUUGUCGAAAGAUCAUACUGCUAAAAUUAUUGAUAUUGCAACAUCAGAAUAUUUAAAUAUUUGUGCAACUUCAUCACUUGAUCGUGUUAUAAAAAUUUGGGAUUGUCAUAAUGACUUGAUAAAGAUUUUACAAAUAAAUAUUAUCGCAAGAAAUAUUGUGUUUUCUUCUAAAAGUGGAGACAUUGUUUUCAAUGUUGGAAAACAUCUCUAUCGAAUUUCUCAUAAAAAUUAUUUAUCAUCAGAUUAUCGUAUGAUUGUGUCAAAUGAAAUAGUUAAUGAAGAAAAUGAUGAAUGUCAAAUAUUUGAAAAUGAAAAUGAAGAUUUAAAAAAAAUUUUACAUCCAGUAAGUAGUGUUCCACUUGGUUCACUUGAUCCAAAUUGUAAAAAUGCUCCAAGACUUGAUCUGCUAUUACAAAAAGAAAUGUGUUCUCAAUUAGAUUACAGAGAUAAAGAUAUUUUGCAAAUAAAAAAAGGUGAAAUUGAAGCUAAAAAAAAAUUGAAAAAAAAAUCAAAUAUGACGGAUGAACAGUGGGAAAAAUAUAUCAAUGAUAUACUUGGUUUAUCAAUUAAUAAAAAAAAUAAUAACAAUACUGAAUUACCUGAUGAU
Molecule: messenger RNA, 2445 nt
Organism: Aphidius gifuensis
Lineage: Eukaryota; Metazoa; Arthropoda; Insecta; Hymenoptera; Braconidae
Product: WD repeat-containing protein 97-like
Exons: 15
Molecular function (GO): protein binding
Source: RefSeq, a predicted model, not a curated record